GAAAACGUGAACGUUGUAGCGGCAAGAGAAGUGCUCACAGGUGUUGCCAGCAACAACACAACAAGCAGCGUCUGUGUGAGCUGGUGACAGGAAGGACAAGAGUCAGGUCACCGGGAGGUGAAAACCUUCACUCAAGCUGCACCUGAUAUAGAGAAGGAAGGAACGCUUGAUAUAACGUUGUAGGUGGGUGGACGUCUGGCCCCUGCACCGCCUGGGUGUUGCACUCACAGUGCUGUGAUAGAGACAUCCUUCACCUGUCUCUGUUGAUAACACGCCUCCCAAGUUCAAACUGUUUGAUACUGAGAGCAGAAUGUUACGACACAGAAAAAAGGCACUCCAGAUAGUGAAGAGCUUGGAUGCAUUUCCUAAAACUUCUGAAGAAUGUGUUAAGACAUCAACCACUGGAGGAACAUGUCUGGUGAUGAGCAUGCUAGUGAUGGUGUGGCUGGUAGUGAUGGAGGUGAUGUAUUACAGGGAGACCACCUUUACCUACACCUUCAAGCCAGAUGCAGACUUUACCGAGAAGCUCAAGAUCAAUGUUGAUAUCACAGUUGCCAUGCCUUGUAGAUUUGUUGGUGCCGAUGUUUUGGACAUGACAGGCCAACAAGUGAUGACAUUUGGCGCCUUAGAUCUGGAGGAUACGUGGUGGGCGCUGGAUCCUGAUCAGCGAAUUCAUUUUGAAGGUGUACAGAGGGUGAACAAUUAUCUCCGAGAACAGUUUCACUCCAUACACGAGCUACUCUGGAGAAGUGGUUAUACUGAUAUUUUUGGGGAUAUGCCUCGCAGACGAAUCUUCCCUGAGCAAGAGAAAGAUGCAUGUCGGCUGUAUGGGAGUUUAGAGAUCAACAAAGUAGCUGGGAACUUCCAUAUCACAGCUGGUAAAACCAUACCACUUCCAAGGGGCCAUGCUCAUUUGGCAGUAUUUAUGGAUGACAAAGAUUACAAUUUCACCCACCGAAUCCACAAGCUGUCCUUCGGUGACCCAGCGCCUGGCAUUGUGCAUCCAUUAGAGGGGGAUGAGCAAGUUGCUACCAAGAAUCACAUGACAUAUCAGUACUUUGUGACAGUGGUGCCAACAUACGUCAAUACGUACAGUCACCGUGGCUCUUCGUUCCAAUACUCUGUUUCGGAACAAAACAGAGAAAUUUCACAUGAAAAGAAUUCCCAUGGAACACCAGGAAUUUAUUUCAAGUAUGAUGUGUCUGCCUUGAAGGUGGAGGUGGUGGAGCGUCGCGAGUCUCUGAUAAAAUUUCUCACGCGGCUUUGUGGGAUAGUUGGAGGGGUCUUCACGUGUUCAGGUUUGAUCAGCCGCUUUGUUAAUCUAUUUGUGGUUUGCUUGACCUGUCGUUUCUUCAAAGACGAAGCCAAUGGAAAACUGGAGGAGGCAGCAUCCAAAUCUCUACUUGGGCCACCAGCUACACUACUCUUGGCAUCGAACCUCUCACAAUCAGAUGCUGUGCCACAGCUGACCCCUGCCACAGCUCCACUAGUAUCAGACUCAUCACGCAUGGCAGCCUCUCACACCUGACACCUUUUUAAUCCUCGUUGCUUAAUGAGUUACCUCUGGUUUUUCAGCAGAUGUUCUCUGUCAUGUUGAAGGUGUUCACUCUCAUAUUAGUUUCAUUGAUUAUAUUUGUGAUAUUUAUUCUAGCGGGAGAAAUUCAGUUCAGUAUUUUAGGUUAAAAUUUUCAUUGACAUUUGCUUUAGAGUUUCUACUAAUAAAUUUGCUUGACUCCCAGCUCUGCACAUUAGGAUUUAUGCCUCAAAUUCUACAUAGUAUCAAAAUAAAUACAAUAUUUAGUUUAUGGAGAUCAACUGUGUUUUGUGCAGGUUUUCAUACUGGUACAUUACUAAAAAAUAAAAAUGUAAAAUUCAAAAUGAAAAUCAAAUAAAGUACAGUACAGAGGAAUCUCGGUACCUGAACAGCUCCCAACUCUAUCAAUUUGGCUCUUGAACUCGUGUUCGUGCUUGAUAGUAAACUGUUUGCUCAGAACUCAAAUGUAAAGAUGUGUACUGAACGAGUCAGUAUCCAAGUAGCUGUCAUUUGGUAAAUACCCCUCUAAACUUCUGUAAUUACCUAAGUGUAGUUGCAGGAUGAGAGCUACGCUCGUGGUGUCCCGUCUACCCAGCACUUAAAAAAUCUGUGUAAACUGUUUUAUUUAACUGUAAAUUUUAUGUGUAAACUUUCUUGUGUUUUCUUGGAUAUUAUUUUAUAUUCCUAGCAUAAAUAAGUCACCGUGGCAUCUAAAAAAGUUAGUGAUAAGAGCCAAAUGAAAAGAAAAUUAGUUAGAACCAUGAUAGAGCUGGAAAAGAAUGCAUAGCAAAAUAUGAAAGUAGUGCUUGUGUGUGUGUCCUUACUACAAAUAUCGUUGGACAAGUUACUUGUAAGAAAAACAUCCAGCGAGUCUCAAGAGGGAAGUAGAAGAAGACAGAGAAGAUAAAGAAUCUCGGAAGCACAAUUACAGUAUGUGAAGUUUGUAUGGAAAGGGACUCCCCCUGCCACACAAUAACACCUCUCCUCUUCCAUGCCACUGUCCGCAUACACCAUCAACUCUCCUAAGUGCAGGUGAAGUGAGGCAUAUAUUUACAUUUAUUUCAUUUAUAUAUUGUUUUCAUAUGUUUUGUAUUCAUUUGUGUUUUUUUGGGUCUGAAAUGUAUUAAUCCAGUUUACAUUAUUCUCCGAGAAAAAUUGCUUGGUAUUCGAACAGAUCGGCACUCAAAAGGCCUUCUGGAACCAAUUAAGUUUGAGUUCUCAAGGUUCUGUAUUUGUUUUUAAUUCAUAAGCUUGUAUGCCUAUGGGUUAAAAUCUCUGAUGGCAUCAGAAGUUUUAACAUCAAGAUGACUUUGACAUCUUGAUGAAGUGUUGUGUCCAACUACAAGAAUUCCUUGGAACUCUCGAGCAAUGUUAAAGAUGCCAUUCAUACACUCGUAUUUCCCAUACUCUGAGUGUGGUGUCUACUAAGGCAGAAUUUGAAUAAACAAAUUCCAAAAACCGAGGCAAACAACAAGUACCGAAUCAAAUUUAAAAAAAAUUGAGUACGAGAACCGAAAAAUAUGAAAACGGGAGCGUGUGAAAACCGAGGUUCCGCUGUAUUUGUUUUUCCCAUGCACCACAGUGUUGUCUUGUACAAACAGGGACCCAAGGGUUAAUCAGGUGGAAAAACAAGUGUGAUGUUUUCAUAGCUAUUCAACACUAGUGUGAUGGUAGACAACAGAAAGGAAACCUCCCCAGGAUUAAAAGGUCUAUAAAUAAAAUGGAAUACUGUACUGUACUAGAAUGCUAUCCAAGGCUAUAAUAUAAAUAUACAUUUGGUGUGCAAGUGUAACAUGAUUAAGUCAGUAAUGUGUAUGUAGGUAUGUAAAAUGGUGCAAUAAACUAUUUUUUCCA
Procambarus clarkii (red swamp crayfish) is the source of this 3388-nucleotide messenger RNA. RefSeq names its product endoplasmic reticulum-Golgi intermediate compartment protein 2. Gene Ontology annotation, biological process: endoplasmic reticulum to Golgi vesicle-mediated transport; retrograde vesicle-mediated transport, Golgi to endoplasmic reticulum. The record is from RefSeq and is a predicted model, not a curated record. Gene Ontology annotation, cellular component: membrane; endoplasmic reticulum; COPII-coated ER to Golgi transport vesicle. NCBI's taxonomy places the organism in Eukaryota, Metazoa, Arthropoda, Malacostraca, Decapoda, Cambaridae.